AUGAUUGCAGAGCUGCUCCUCAGCCCUGGCAUGUGGACAGCGCUUGCCGUCCUCGCAGCCACAUGCUACUGCAUCUUCCUCCGCCGAAGCGCACUCCCCUUCCCCUCGGCCAACGAGUCAUCAAGCGAGCUACAGGACUUUAGCAAACUCAUCACCGAAAGUCUCUCCAAGAACAAUGGCGGACCCGUGGUUGUCACCCUAGCGUCCGGCGUACGCAAGAUCCUCCUCCCGUCCUCGCUCGCCGCCUGGGUCAAGUCCAACCGGGAUUUAGACCACCAUCAACUAGUACGUGAAGACUUCUUCGCCGGGAUUCCCGGAUUCGAGGCGAACACAGUCCUCCACGCACCCGGCAGCCCGAUCAUCGACAUCAUCAAAACCCGUCUGGGCCUCAACGACGGCACGCUGCGCACCAUCAACGCCAGCCUCAAGCGCAUAUUGUACGACAACUUGGGCGAUGGCAAAGAAUGGCACGCGAUCGACUGGUACGCGGGGACGUCGGAUAUCAUUGCGCGCGCCGCGUCGUCCAUCUUUGUCGGACCGGAAAAGGCCGACGACCCUGAGUGGCUCGAACUCGCGCAGAACUACGUCGCCGCCUACUUCACCGCCGUCGGCGAGCUGACUGCCUACCCUGCAUGGUCGCGCCGUAUCGUGCACUGGUUCAUGCCCAACGCCAAAACCUGCCGAGAGCUCCUCGUGCGCGCGCGCGUGAUCAUGAAGGAAGUAGUCGCGGCGCGCGAGCGAGAGGCGGCCGACGCCGAGCGCGAGGGUAGAACGGCGCCGCAGUACAACGACGGAUUGGAGUGGGUACGGGCCGCGUCGGGUGGGCGGCUGGAUCCGGCUGAUGCGCAGCUUUCCCUAGCCAUGGCGGCCUUCUUUACGACGGCCGAGCUGCUACGCGUGGUACUUGUUGAGGUUGCGCGCCAUCCAGAGUAUGUUGAAGAAUUGAGAGAGGAGGUAUCUAUGCAGUUCUCCAAGCAUGGGGUUUCCGUUGCCGCCAUCAAUGGUAUGGUUUUGCUUGAUAGCUUCCUGAAGGAGUCGCAGAGGCUGCAUAGUGGGCUCGUUGUUCUCGAACGCGUCGCCCUCAAGGACACGGCGCUCCCAGACGGGCGCCUCAUCCCGCGGGGCUCCCAUAUCAUGGUCGACUCGAUGGACCUGUGGAACUCGGAAAUCUACCCGGACGCUACCAAGUUCGACGGACGCCGCUUCCUGAAGAAGCGCGAGGCUGGCGACAACGCCAGUCAGUUCGUGCAGUCCAGCCCCGACUACCAUGUGUUCGGCGGGGGGCGGCACAUUUGUCCGGGGCGCUUCUUUGCAGCACAGGAGCUCAAGUUGGUUCUGGCGCAUGUGCUGGUCAAGUAUGAUGUUCGGUUGGCCGAUGGCUGCGACCCCAAGGUGGUGCCGAAUGGCUACUUUGUCAUGGCUGAUCCGACGGUCAGGUUCGAGGUCAGGAAGAGGAAAGAGGGUGGUGGGGAUACUCUGUUCUAG
Messenger RNA from Pyricularia grisea, 1485 nucleotides. RefSeq lists its product as uncharacterized. The coding region runs from base 1 to 1485 and encodes 494 amino acids. Lineage: Eukaryota; Fungi; Ascomycota; Sordariomycetes; Magnaporthales; Pyriculariaceae. The record is from RefSeq and is a predicted model, not a curated record. The transcript has 2 exons. Gene Ontology annotation, molecular function: iron ion binding; heme binding; monooxygenase activity.